AUGCCAAAAGAUCACGCAAUAACUAUUGGUAAACGUGCAGUCGUCUGUCAAGACAUCGAACUGAAAGGUGAAAUACAAAUUGGACCUGGAGGUCCAAUUAUCAUUGGUCAGAAUAAUAUUGUCGAGGAAAAUGUGACGAUAAUUAAUAAAUUACCUACAGCUUUAACUAUCGGAGAUGAUAACGUAUUCGAAGUAGGAUGCUAUGUUGAAGGAUCGAAAAUUGGAAGCAAGAAUAUAAUAGAAGCAAAAGCAAGAAUCCUGAGCGGUACCUCCCUAGGUAACAAUUGUGUCGUUGGAGCUGUAUGCUCGACCAAAAAGGAUGAAAUCAUUCUGGAUAAUACUGUUAUAUAUGGCGAUCAUCACAACAGACGAAUUCAAACGGCGUCAGCCAAUCAAAUUUCCAGCUUGCAUACACGCCAUUUGGAUUAUCUUCGAGAAGUUUUGCCCAAAUUUAAUCAUAUUCGUGUUGUUGGUGCACCCGAAUCGCAAGAAAUUGUCCCCAUUUCGAGGAAAGCGAUAAAACAAACAGCUUCACAUUAG
This is a messenger RNA of Funneliformis caledonium, 540 nucleotides long. Lineage: Eukaryota; Fungi; Glomeromycota; Glomeromycetes; Glomerales; Glomeraceae. The record is from the annotation of a GenBank genome assembly.